CAGAGGUGCGAAGAAAAACAGUUCAACACAAACACACAAUGCAACAACAACAACAUCUGAUGCAACAGCUGCUGAACCAUUGGGGCUUUUUUCAGUUGACGUAAUUUGUGUCAAGAUGAGAAUGAAAGUUUGUGAAAGAAUUUUCUUUUACGAAGAUAAAGUCAAUGGUAGUUUUAUUACAGGAGGAAACAUCAGAAAUAGCAACACAAAAUAAGGAUGACAUAUUUUUAAAGUGCAUUUUUAAAUUUUCAAGUGUUGAAUAUGUGGCGCAUGAAAAGAAAUUCAACAUUCUUUGUUUGAUAUAAAAAUUAUAAAUUUGUUUUAGGUGAGUUUCAGUUUCUCCCCAAUUCUGUCCAAACAUUCACUGAAUCUGAUAAACUGAUAAACUGAUUAUUUAAGAAGGUCAAAGGUCAGAGUUUGUUCACCUCCAGGGUUUUCUUUUUUACUUUUGACCAGUUUGUCACUCAAAGGUGAAGUGACCACAUUUCAGGGGUCAAAGGUCAAAUGGGCUUUGUCUGAAUCUGGAAAACAACCAGAAUGUGAUAGUUGUGCUGUUUUUCUGUCUUCUGCUGUGAGACAGUGAGAGAGGACGUCCCUCAGAGACGGAUACCAGGGACGUCAGAGUCCAACAGACGAGCGGGAACGAGGAGGAUAAAUUGAGAAGCUGUAAGAGAGGCAGUUACAGGAGGUAACCAGGGAGCUCUGAAGAUGGAGGACGGGGGGGAGCUCUGCUUCCCACUUCACAUCAACACCUCCUGCAGGAGGCCCAGCUCCACCUGGCCCGAAGCCCUGCUGGUGCACGUGGUUCUGUACUCGGUGUCCGUCCUCACUGUGGCUCUCAACCUGCUGGUCAUCAUCUCCAUCUCCCACUUCAGGCAGCUCCACUCUCCCACCAACCUCCUCCUCCUGUCUCUGGCUGUCUCAGAUUUCCUGGUGGGCCUCCUGCUGAUGCCCGGAGAGGUCCUGAGGAAGUGGUCCUGCUGGUUCCUCGGGGAUCUGCUGUGUUCUCUCUACAACUAUGUGUCGUUCAUCGUGACCAUGGCCUCAGUGGGAGACAUGGUGCUGAUAUCUGUCGACCGCUACGUGGCCAUUUGUGACCCGCUGCGCUACGGGACCCGGGUCACCGAGGGCCGGGUCAAAGUGUGUGUGUGUGUGUGUUGGCUCGGCUCUGUGUUCUACAGCAGCCUGCUGGUGAAGGACGAGCUGCUGCGUCCGGACAGGUUCAACUCCUGCUCCGGAGAAUGUCUGAUCGUCAUUGGUUAUGUUGAAGGGGUCGUGGACCUGGUGGUGACCUUCGUGGUUCCCAUCACGGUGAUCCUGGUUCUGUACACGCGGGUGUUCGUGGUGGCCGUGGCUCAGGCCCGGGCGAUGCGCUGCCACGUCACCGCCGUCACGCUGCAGCUCUCAGUGAGCGUGAGCAGGAGGUCGGAGCUGAAAGCAGCCAGGACGCUCGGGGUCCUCGUCCUCGUCUUUCUCUUAUGUUUCUGUCCAUAUUACGGAGUCGCUCUGGCAGGAGAGCACCUGCUCAAUUCCUCCUCUGGGUCCUUUGUGUUGUUCCUCUUCUACUUCAACUCUUGUCUCAACCCACUGAUCUACGCCUUGUUCUACCCGUGGUUCAGAAAGGCAGCGACUCUCAUUCUCAACCUUCAGAUCCUGCAGCCGGGUUCCUCUCAGGCUCAGGUCCUGUAGACGUUCUGCUCCUCACACCUUGAGGCAGAUUAUGAAAAAUGUUUCAUCAAAGUCUCUUUUUCCUCUGAGAUGAAAACACUGACGAGCAGAGAAAUGACGAGUUCAGCAGCAAACACACACACAUGGAAUAUGUGUAAAUAUUAUAUGUUACCUAUAAAUGUGUUCUUCUCACAUAUAUUCAUCUCAUGGUUUCAUGUGUGGUAUAUGUUUUCUAUAUACCUAAAACAUGUUUUAGGUAUACAAAAAAAAAUCUCUAUAAGACAAAUAUUUGUUGGGUGCUUUAUGAUAUGAUGACUUAUAGUAUUUCUCUGGAUUAUUUU
This is a messenger RNA of Pleuronectes platessa (European plaice), 2009 nucleotides long. Its product is annotated as trace amine-associated receptor 13c. Gene Ontology annotation, molecular function: trace-amine receptor activity. Gene Ontology annotation, cellular component: membrane. Gene Ontology annotation, biological process: G protein-coupled receptor signaling pathway. The coding region runs from base 709 to 1689 and encodes 326 amino acids. The transcript is spliced from 2 exons. The record is from RefSeq and is a predicted model, not a curated record. NCBI's taxonomy places the organism in Eukaryota, Metazoa, Chordata, Actinopteri, Pleuronectiformes, Pleuronectidae.